AUGCCUGCAGUUCCGGCUGCUAACGGCCACACAGCACGCUAUGCACCAAUGAGCCAGCCGGGGACGCCGCGAAGCGGGCCGCAACGCCUGAAGUAUCCCUUGCGACUCCACUCCGCUGACCUAGCGGGCCGUCCGAAACGGACUGAUCUGUGGCGCGUGACAGUAAAGUCGGAGGACGAGGAAGAGGACGUGAUCGACCUCGGGGCUCCACGCAAAGUCCGUGCCGCGCGCAGCGUAGCGGGUGCUGCUGCACCGCGCGCCCCCCGCGCGUACACGCCCAAUCCUCGCCUGUACCCGGGUCCGCAGAAACGUCAAGUCCAAACUAAGCAAAAGCGCAAAAAAUGCGGCCAACGUAGCCGCAAGAGCAUAACAUUUCGGCGCCCCGUACCAAACUCGCGUCUGUACCGACCCGCGCCGCCGAAACCACCCCCACCCCCAGCUAAACCACGCACCGUCUGGCACCCCCCCGUACAGGGGAAGCUAGAGACAGCAUCCCGCGUCGCGCUCCGCCUCAACGGGAUCUGGCGGUCUGAUAAGUCGGAAGCGGAAGCAUCAGUGCCUACGCUACCUGGUUCGCAACCUGUCCUAAAAAAGCGCAGUCGGAUCCGUCAAAGGCCACCGUCACCGUCUCAACUUCGGAAGCUUAUCGUAAAGUUGCCAGCGGCGGCGGGCGACGGGAACCCGAGCGAUCCGAGCCUGCGCUACCGUCCCACCAGUCAGCACUUCCGUGCCCGGGAGCUGGGAUCGCGGGACUCGACGCCGACGGGCGGACGCGUGAUACAGCAGUCUGCGCGAGGCAACAUGGAGGCCACGCCGAGGCAUUCCACUAGUCCUGAGGACUGCUCGGAGGGGAAUGAUCCGCAGUCGGCGCCCAGUGAGUUUCUUGCUGAGUUCCUAUCAGCGAUAAUGCGUCGUCAAUACGCCGAAGCGCUGAAGUACUGCCGGCUGAUCCUUCAAUACGAGCCGCGCAAUGCCACAGCCCGCGGCUUCUACCCGUUGCUUCAACAGAAGCUGGCGCAGCAGAGCCCGAGAACCAGCGACAAAACCUCACCACCGAGGACUCGGCACCAGCGUUCCAAAGCUAGCCGCUCCCCUGACUUAGGAGGUGUGUCCAGUGGUGCCAACUCUGGAGCGUCCUCGCCUGCGCCACAAGGUCUUUUACCACAUGAGGUGAUGGAGCAGGAGGCAGACUCGCUGUCGUGCUCAGACCCUCGGCCCGGCAGCGCGGGCAGCAGCGAGCGAAGCGAGGCAGAACCUGGCCUAGGCUCAGUUUCUUCGCAGUCCUCAUUAGAGUUGGAUUCUUCUGCCGCACACUCCUCGCCCAGCCUGUCGCUCAGCCGCCGCACUGACAGUCAGGUGACCCUCAGUUCAGUAGCGAGCGAAGUAAGACAGAGCCAAAGCAUAGGCUCUGUAUCAUCGCACUCCUCGUUAGAGUUGGAUACAUCGGUCGCACACUCCUCGCUCAGCCUGUCGCUCAGCCGCCGCACUGACAACUUGUGCGACGCGGAGAACAACCAGCCGACCGUGUCCACCGUCGGCCGCUCGCCGCGCCGCGCCCCCCGCGACCCCCGCGCCGCCCGCGCUCCCCCGCUCACGUUGCAGAGCGAGCAAUCAACAGAGUCGCUCCGCCGACUGCGCGCGCAGUUCACCUGCUCCAUCAAGUGAGCAGCCAACCCUAUCGUCUUGUACCACGUCUGUUAUAAGUUCCCGCUGUACUAAACACUGUUUACUGUA
This is a messenger RNA of Cydia strobilella, 1734 nucleotides long. Its product is annotated as serine/arginine repetitive matrix protein 1. The transcript is spliced from 10 exons. The record is from RefSeq and is a predicted model, not a curated record. The coding region runs from base 1 to 1665 and encodes 554 amino acids. NCBI's taxonomy places the organism in Eukaryota, Metazoa, Arthropoda, Insecta, Lepidoptera, Tortricidae. Gene Ontology annotation, molecular function: protein binding.